AUGACUCGUUACGGAGAGAAACUUCAAAGAAGAAAUAGCGCCAAAAACCGUGGAAAGAAUGUUCGAAUUGAAUUUCUCAGAGAAGGAGAAAGGACUGUCUACUUCAAAGGAAGAUCGUGAGCUUCUAAAGAAAGUUGGAAGUGGAAUCGUGCAUCGUGAAGACUCACACUACGAAAUGCCAUUGCCAUUCAAGGAACAAAACUACUUUCGAUUCCUAUGGUGGCCCGACUCCGACUUGACAAAGGAACCCGUGGAUUACCACAUGACUGUCUAUUUGUUUGGUGGUGCAUCCUCGCCGGGAUGUUCCAACUUUGCCCUGAAGCGCACUGCUGGUGACCACGAUCAAGAAUUUGGAUCAGACAUAGCGGACACCUUGAGACAUAACUUUUAUGUCGAUGAUAUGUUUGAAAUCUGUGCCCACAGAUGAAAAGGCAAUCGAAGUGGUUCAAGGAACGAAACCAAUGUGCAGGAAAGGUGGGUUCAAGCUAAUCAAGUUUGUGAGUAACAGUGGAAAGGUACUCGACUCGGUUCCAGAAAAAGAACGAGCGAAAGAGAUCAAGGACCUAAACCUAGGGCAAGAUAAGCUACCAGUAGAACGGGUACUUGGAGUGUGUUGAUACGUUGAGUCGGACACACUGCAGUUUCGGAUACAGCUGAAAGAUCAACCCUGUACAAGAAGAGGGAUCCUGGCAACUAUCAGCUCGGUUCAUGAUCCUCUUGGAUUCAUCGCCCCGGUAGUGUUAGUGGGAAGAAAGAAGAUACUGCAAGAUAUCUGUAGCACCUGAGAUUGGGAUGAGCCUGUCGACAAAACGACACGAAUGCGUUGGGAGAAAUGGAGAAACGAACUUUUCCUGCUCGAAAACGUGAAAGUGAAAAGAAGCUCGAAGCCUACGGAAUUUGGAAAUGUCGAAUUAGCUCAGCUUCACACCAUGUCAGAUGCAUCUACUACGGGAUAUGGUCAAUGUUCCUACUUGGGAUUGGUGGCUGAACACGGGACCGGGGACAUGUUUCAUUCCAGAUGGGGAAGGCAAGAGUAGCACCAAAGAAGACAUUUAGCAUCCCGAGACAUGAGUUUGCAGCCGCUGCAGUCGCUGUGAAGAUGGCAGAUGUGCUGAGAGAUGAGUUGACCAACGAAGGCUCAAAAGAAUACUAUUGGACGAAUAGUAAGGUAGUCUUGGGCAACAUCAGUAAUGAGUCAAAGCUUAGAUAUUUCACGUUUAUGUGGCAAACAGAGUUCAACUGAUACAAGAUCUUUCUUCGUCAUCCCAAUGGAGAUAUAUAAACACUGCCGAAAAUCCAGCAAACGAUGGAUCACGAGGUAUGAUGGCCAAGCAGUUCGUUGAAAAAUCCAAGUGGCUCGAAGGUCUUGAGUUCUUGAAAGAUUCAGAAGAGACCUGGCUGAUGGGAGACGUUGUCGAAAGCAAGGUAGACGCAACUGAUCCAAAGGUGAAGGAAAACGUAAAUGUGAACGUGGUAACAGAGAAGAACGAUUGCUCAGCAGACUCGAUCGUUUUCCAAAUUUGAAUACGAUGAAGGCGGCAGUAACGAUCUGUCUAAGUUAUAAGAAGAAUUUAAAGGAGAAAGCAAUAACGAAAAAGGAUGAAUUAAUGACCCGAAAGCCCGAAAGUGAAAAAGUAGAACAAAGGCUCGAGAACGAAGGAGUAGAAAGGGUCUCGGCAAGUUCGUGGUUAUCGGUUGACGAAUUACGGAAAGCAGGGAUGGAAAUAGUCCAGGUGGUUCAAUCCGAGGCAAUUCCAGCGGAGAUAAAGAAUCUGAAGGAUAUUCAGGCUGAUUCCUCGUUAAGCAAUCGCCUUUCAGACAAGAAGAAGAAGGCUGUUUUGAAGAAAACGAACGUUUUUCAUAAGUUAGAUCCAUUCGUAGAUCCGACGGUAUUCUGA
This is a messenger RNA of Paramuricea clavata, 1898 nucleotides long. Lineage: Eukaryota; Metazoa; Cnidaria; Anthozoa; Malacalcyonacea; Plexauridae. The record is from the annotation of a GenBank genome assembly.